AUGAACGUUUUCAAAAAAAAACUGAAAGAGCUUGUUUAUUCGUUAAGUACUGAGGAUCAUUAUGCUGAGUACGAUCCAAACGCGGAUCCAGGGUUCAACAUGGGUCGUAGAGUAAACCAAGGGAACCCAGUGAGUGCUUCAAGGGUACAUUUGAACAGUGUGGAUGAGUUGGGAGAUGAAGAGAUGAAUAUUGGAUUGGAAAAUGGUAAUCAGGAAAUUAAUAUCGAUGAAUUUGAGAAUACGGAUAAGGAGGGGGUGUCAGAGGUUUUACUGGCAUGGAGACAUAUUGAUUCGUGGACAACAGAACACAAUCCGGAUUUGAAUGCGACUUUAGGGGAUCCUUGUACACAUAAUGAUAUCACACACGCAGAGGAAGAUUUGGCUAUCGCUUUCCCAGCAGCAGUCAGAGUCUCCUUGAGGAUUCAUGAUGGACAAGAGGAUCUUGAGUCUAUGACUGGUGUCUCUGGGUUGAUCUAUGGGUUGCAAUUGAUGACUCUGGAUCAGGUUGUUGAGAUGACAGAGAAAUGGAGAAGCGUCGCGAAGAAUUUGAGUAGAAUGCCUCAACCAGAUGCAACGAUGUCUCCUUCGACAACCAACUCUGCAGAAGAGGCUAAGAGAAGACAGUUCAAGUUACCACAUAUCCCAGAGCAGAAAUCUCUACCUCCAAACGCGAUACAGCCCGUUUACGCGCAUCCAGCAUGGAUUCCACUGCUAACGGAUAAUGCAGGAAAUCAUGUCGGUGUUGAUUUGGCACCAGGUCCAGAGGGCGAGUACGCGCAAGUGAUAAUCUUUGGCAGAGAUUUUGACACCAAAUAUGUCGUCGCAAAGAACUGGGGGGAUUUUCUAUUGGAUUUUGCCAACGACCUGGAAGCCGGUAACUGGUAUUUGAUCGACGAUAAUGAUGAUUAUUUCUCUGGUGAUGGUGAAUUGGUCUUCAGAGAUAAGAAAUCGAAUGGUCCAGUUCAGGACUACCUUGAGGUACUCAAAAAGAGAGCUUUGAUCAAGUCCCAGGAAUCAACCAAAAAUUCAGAGAAUGUCGAAUCAGUGAGUCCUUUUAAUACCAAAGACAAGACUCAGAUAAGUAAAACUGUUCUGACAGAUGAUAAUUCAACCGAGGAAGAUAUUAUUACCACUAGAGAUCUACCGGAGAGUGAACUGAAUCAAAAGACAGAGGCGAAAGCCCCAGUCGAGGAACAAAAGUUAGUCAAGGAACAGGAAGAUGCUGAGAAAGACAGAAAGAUUGAAAAAAUAAAGGAAGUUGCAUCGUCUGUGGAGACUGGUAAGGCCAGCGAGGAACAAGUAAAAUCUGACGAAAAAGGCGAUUCAACCAGUACUAGCCAAGACAGAUCAAAUGCCGACGAGAGUGCUCAAAAAACAGAUGAUACCAAAGUUGAGUCUCUAAAGGAAGAAUUUAAGAAUGUUGAAUUGUAA
Molecule: messenger RNA, 1431 nt
Organism: Torulaspora delbrueckii
Lineage: Eukaryota; Fungi; Ascomycota; Saccharomycetes; Saccharomycetales; Saccharomycetaceae
Gene: SMI1
Product: Smi1p
Exons: 1
Coding region: 1-1431 (476 amino acids)
Biological process (GO): cell wall biogenesis; regulation of fungal-type cell wall biogenesis
Cellular component (GO): mating projection tip
Source: RefSeq, a predicted model, not a curated record